Messenger RNA from Hippoglossus stenolepis (Pacific halibut), 9004 nucleotides. RefSeq names its product calcium channel, voltage-dependent, L type, alpha 1D subunit, a (gene cacna1da). Gene Ontology annotation, biological process: calcium ion import across plasma membrane. The record is from RefSeq and is a predicted model, not a curated record. The transcript has 47 exons. Gene Ontology annotation, molecular function: high voltage-gated calcium channel activity. Gene Ontology annotation, cellular component: membrane; voltage-gated calcium channel complex. Lineage: Eukaryota; Metazoa; Chordata; Actinopteri; Pleuronectiformes; Pleuronectidae. The coding region runs from base 1 to 6054 and encodes 2017 amino acids.
AUGACACCCAUCUCCAACCCGCUGCCCCCGCUGCAGGUGGAGUUUGUUGAGCUCUCGUUUAUGGAGCGACGCAUGCGAGGACAAAAACUGGUUAUCCAGUUUAAUUUGAGAUUACAGGAAACCGUUGAGUAUGCCUUCCUCAUCAUUUUCACGAUCGAGACCUUUCUGAAGAUAAUCGCCUAUGGUCUGGUGAUGCACCAGAACGCGUACGUGAGAAACGGUUGGAACAUGCUGGAUUUUGUCAUUGUCGUCAUAGGACUCUUCAGUGUUGUCUUGGAGCUUUUGACCAAAGAGGAGAAGCCAGAAGGUGACGGACUCGCGGAGAAUCCGUCGCUGCACGGCCAUGGAGGUAAACCAGGUGGAUUCGACGUUAAAGCCCUUCGAGCCUUCCGUGUGCUGCGACCCCUGCGGCUGGUCUCAGGAGUACCCAGUUUACAGGUGGUGUUGAACUCCAUCAUUAAAGCCAUGGUCCCUCUUCUUCACAUUGCUCUGCUGGUCUUGUUUGUUAUUAUCAUCUAUGCUAUUAUCGGCCUGGAGCUUUUCAUUGGGAAAAUGCACGCAACCUGCUAUAUGCCUGGAUCAGAUAUGACAGCAGAGGAGGACCCGGCUCCAUGUGCGAUCUCAGGUCACGGGCGCCAAUGCCCCAUCAACGGCACAGUGUGCAGGGAGGGCUGGCAGGGUCCCAACGGUGGCAUCACCAACUUCGACAACUUCCUGUUCGCCAUGCUGACGGUGUUUCAGUGCAUCACCAUGGAGGGCUGGACGGACGUGCUGUACUGGAUGAACGAUGCUAUGGGCUUAGAGCUUCCAUGGGUGUACUUUGUCAGUCUUGUGAUCUUCGGCUCCUUUUUCGUUCUUAACCUGGUUUUGGGUGUGUUGAGCGGAGAGUUUUCCAAGGAGAGAGAGAAGGCCAAAGCUCGUGGAGACUUCCAGAAGCUGCGUGAGAAGCAGCAGCUGGAGGAGGAUCUGAAGGGUUACCUGGACUGGAUCACUCAGGCUGAAGACAUCGACCCCGACAAUGAGGACGAGGCCGAUGAGGAGACCAAGCGCAACCGGGUGACUCUGGCUGACCUUACUGAGAAGAAGAAAGGAAGGUUUGGGUGGUUCAGCCAGUCGUCCGACACUCAUGCGAGCGUCCCGGCCAGCGAAACGGAAUCUGUGAACACCGAGAAUCAGAACGGGGAGGAUGAAAAGACGCCAUGCUGCGGAGCUCUGUGUCAAAAAAUUUCGAAGUCUAAGUGCAGUCGGCGCUGGCGCCGCUGGAACAGGUUCUGCCGCAGGAAGUGCCGGUUGGCUGUUAAAUCGGUGCCUUUCUAUUGGUUGGUCAUCAUCUUGGUGUUCCUCAACACCCUCACCAUAUCAUCAGAGCAUUACAACCAGCCGUCGUGGCUGACUCAAGUGCAGGAUGUGGCCAACAAAGUGCUGUUAGCCAUGUUCACGUGUGAGAUGCUGGUGAAGAUGUACAGUCUGGGGCUACAGGCCUACUUCGUGUCGCUGUUCAACCGCUUCGACUGCUUCGUGGUGUGUGGAGGAAUCACUGAAACCAUUCUGGUGGAGUUGGAAAUCAUGUCUCCCCUCGGUAUCUCUGUGUUCCGCUGCGUGCGUCUGCUGAGGAUCUUCAAGGUCACACGUCACUGGCAGUCACUGAGUAACCUGGUAGCAUCUUUGCUCAACUCCAUGAAGUCCAUCGCCUCCCUGCUGCUGCUGCUCUUCCUCUUCAUCAUCAUCUUCUCCCUGCUGGGCAUGCAGGUGUUUGGCGGAAAGUUCAACUUUGACGAAACUCAGACCAAGAGGAGCACGUUUGACAACUUUCCCCAAUCUCUUCUGACUGUGUUUCAGAUCCUGACCGGAGAAGAUUGGAACGCUGUUAUGUACGAUGGCAUCAUGGCGUACGGAGGCCCUUCGUCCUCUGGGAUGAUUGUGUGCUUUUACUUCAUCAUCCUCUUCAUCUGUGGAAACUAUAUCCUGCUGAAUGUCUUCUUGGCUAUCGCUGUGGACAACUUGGCAGAUGCAGAGUCUCUUAACACAGACGGAGCAGACACUAAAGGGGACAAAAAGGAGGAGGAAAAGGAGGACAAGGAAGAGGAAGAGGACAAUGAUGACACGGCAGCGGAGGAGGAGGAUCCAGAGGUACCGUCGGGGCCUCGGCCCGUCCUCUCUGAUCUGGUAAAGAAAGAGAAGAUCACUCCUAUCCCAGAGGGAAGUGCCUUCUUCAUCUUCAGCACCACGAACCCGGUGCGCGUGUUUUGCCACAAACUCAUAAAUCAUCACAUCUUCACCAACCUCAUCCUGGUGUUCAUCAUGCUGAGCUCCGUCUCCCUCGCUGCUGAGGAUCCCAUCCGGAACUUCUCCGCUCGCAAUAUUGUCCUAGGCUAUGCAGAUUAUGUCUUCACUAGUAUGUUUACAUUUGAGAUCAUAUUGAAGAUGACCACGUACGGAGCUUUUCUGCAUAAAGGUGCAUUCUGUAGGAAUUAUUUCAACCUGCUCGACCUGUUGGUGGUGGGAGUGUCCCUUGUCUCCUUUGGCAUUCAAUCCUCAGCCAUCUCAGUGGUGAAGAUUCUGAGGGUCCUCCGUGUUCUUCGGCCCCUGAGGGCCAUCAACAGAGCCAAGGGCCUGAAGCACGUGGUGCAGUGUGUGUUUGUGGCCAUCAGGACCAUCGGUAACAUCAUGAUCGUCACCACUCUGCUCCAGUUCAUGUUCGCCUGUAUAGGGGUGCAGCUGUUCAAGGGAAAGUUCUAUCGCUGCACAGAUGAAGCCAAGUCCAGUCCAGAGGAGUGCAAGGGCACCUACAUCCUGUAUAAGGACGGAGACGUGAACCAGCCAACCAUCCACAGACGACUGUGGCACAACAGCGACUUUAAUUUUGACAAUGUCCUGAUGGCGAUGAUGGCUCUGUUCACUGUGUCCACUUUUGAAGGCUGGCCUUCGUUACUGUACAAGGCCAUCGACUCCAACAGGGAGAACCUCGGCCCCAUUUACAACUACCGCGUGGAGAUUUCCAUCUUCUUUAUCAUCUACAUCAUCAUCAUCGCCUUUUUCAUGAUGAACAUCUUCGUAGGUUUUGUGAUCGUCACAUUUCAGGAGCAGGGAGAGAAAGAGUACAAAAACUGUGAACUGGACAAGAACCAGCGUCAGUGUGUGGAGUACGCUCUCAAGGCUCGUCCACUGAGGCGGUACAUACCUAAGAACCCGUACCAGUACAAGUUCUGGUAUGUGGUGAACUCCACUGGGUUUGAGUACAUCAUGUUCGUGCUCAUCAUGCUCAACACGCUCUGCCUGGCUGUGCAGCAUUAUGGUCAGUCAGCGACAUUUAACUAUGUCAUGGAUAUUCUCAAUAUGGUCUUCACUGCUGUCUUCACUGUGGAAAUGGUUCUUAAACUCAUCGCUUUCAAACCCAGGCACUAUUUCGCUGAUGCUUGGAACACUUUUGAUGCCUUAAUUGUUGUUGGUAGCGUCGUCGAUAUUGCUAUCACUGAAGUGAGUGGUGGAGGCAGGAACACAGAGGACAGCGCUCGCAUCUCCAUCACCUUCUUUCGUCUGUUUCGAGUCAUGCGGCUGGUUAAGCUACUCAGCAGAGGGGAGGGCAUCCGCACCCUGCUGUGGACUUUCAUCAAAUCCUUUCAGGCUCUGCCAUACGUUGCUCUUCUGAUCGCCAUGCUGUUCUUCAUCUACGCUGUCAUCGGCAUGCAGGUGUUUGGAAAGGUUGCGAUGGUGGACGGCACACACAUAAACAGAAACAACAACUUCCAGACCUUCCCUCAGGCCGUGCUCCUGCUCUUCAGGUGUGCCACCGGAGAGGCGUGGCAGGAGAUCAUGUUGGCCUGUAUAGCCGGGAAACUGUGCGACCCAGAGUCCGACUACGGCCCCGGGGAGGAGAUGACGUGUGGCAGCGGAUUUGCAAUCAUUUACUUCAUCACUUUCUACAUGCUCUGCGCCUUCUUGAUCAUCAAUUUGUUUGUGGCUGUCAUCAUGGACAACUUUGACUAUUUGACACGUGAUUGGUCCAUUCUCGGUCCUCACCACCUGGAUGAGUUCAAGAGAAUCUGGUCAGAGUACGACCCAGAGGCCAAAGGCAGGAUCAAGCAUCUGGAUGUGGUGACUCUCCUGCGUCGUAUUCAGCCGCCUCUUGGCUUCGGCAAACUGUGUCCUCACAGAGUGGCCUGCAAGAGGCUGGUAGCCAUGAACAUGCCUCUGAACAGUGACGGCACAGUCAUGUUUAACGCCACCCUGUUUGCACUGGUGCGAACGGCCUUGAAGAUCAAAACAGAGGGUAAUCUGGAGCAGGCCAACGAAGAGCUGCGGGCAGUCAUCAAGAAGAUCUGGAAAAGAACCAGCAUGAAGCUUCUGGAUCAAGUGGUGCCUCCUGCUGGUGAUGAUGAGGUAACCGUGGGGAAGUUCUAUGCCACCUUCCUGAUACAGGACUACUUUAGGAAAUUCAAGAAACGUAAAGAGGAAGGCCUGGUGGGUGCUCACCCCUCGCAGAACAACACGGCCAUCGCUCUGCAGGCUGGCCUUCGCACGCUGCAUGAUAUCGGGCCCGAAAUUCGCCGAGCGAUAUCAUGCGAUCUGCAGGAUGACGAGCUAGUAGACUUUAUUCCCGAGGAAGACGAGGAAAUUUAUAGGCGUAACGGCGGCCUCUUCGGUAACCAUCUCAUGAACGGUGGUCACCGGCGCUCCAACGGCCAUCAGACCAACGCAACACAGCGACCCCUGCAGGUGCAGCCUCCGCCUCACUAUGCCCACAUGGAGCAGCCGGUGGGACGCCUGUCUCGAGCCAACGCCAUGUCCCAGCCCAACCACCAUCAUCACCACCACCACCAUCACAACCGACACCACAACUCCUAUGGCAAGUCUCCCAAAUCCACCAACAUCAACCUCAACAACGCCAACGUGUCCAGUUUGCCCAAUGGAGGACACCACCGCUACUAUGAGCACGCACCUCCCAAUGGCUACCCAGGUCUACGCAACUCCUACUACGAGUACGACAAGCCCCGGACACCCCAGGGUCAAAGAAGGCGCUACUAUGAGACCUAUGUUAGGUCCCACGGAGGGGAUGGCCGCCACCCCACCAUCCGCAGGGAGGAGGAGUUGGAUGAAGAUCGCUUAUCUGGGGAGUAUUACAGUGGGGAGGAGUUUUAUGAGGAUGACAGUAUGCUGUCAGGGGAAAGGUAUCAGAACAGUGACACAGAGUAUGAGACUCCCAAAGGUUACCACCACCCUGACACUUACUAUGACGACGACGAGCAGCCUCUCUACCGCGACUCGCGGAGGUCACCAAAGAGACGGCUGCUUCCUGCCACACCUCAAGCGCCCACUUGUUCAGGCCACAGGAGGCCAUCCUUCAACUUUGAGUGUCUGCGCAGACAAAGUAGCCAGGACGAGCUUCCACAUCAGCGCACUGCUCUUCCACUGCACCUUAUGCAGCACCAGGUAAUGGCUGUAGCAGGCCUGGACUCCAGCAGAGCCCACCGCCUCUCCCCGACCCGCUCCACCCGCUCCUGGGCAACUCCCCCUGCCACCCCGGCUAGUAAAGACCAGUCGCCAUACUACACCCCUCUCAUCCGUGUGGACCACCCCCACAGAGAGAGUGUCGCUAGCAGCCAAGUGUCCGUGCGUAAGAGCUCCUGGUACACAGACGACCCCGACUUCUCCCAGAGGAUGUACUCACCUGUCCAUCUGCAGGUGCCACCUGAAUACCACAGCCAGUACCACCAGAAGAGAGGCAGCGCCACCAGCCUGGUGGAAGCGGUUUUGAUAUCUGAAGGGCUUGGGAGAUACGCCCAGGAUCCCAAGUUUGUCGCCGCCACAAAGCACGAGAUAGCAGACGCGUGUGAGAUGACAAUAGACGAGAUGGAGAGCGCAGCCAGCCAUCUACUGAACGGUGGGAUUGCCCGGGGCGUCAACGGGGUCAACGUGUUUCCCCUUCUGACACCAAGGGACUAUGAACUGCAGGACACUGCAGCCAGCUACAGCGACGAGGAGCCAGAGACAGAACUCAGAGCUCCUUACGAGGAGGACCUGGCAGACGAGAUGAUCUGCAUCACGACUUUAUAGCAGUGGCUGGAGAAAUCUGCAAAUUAGAACCUUUGUGAGACUACAACCCGUGAAACUAAAAAAAAAAGAGUAAUGCACCUGUUGGCUCCAACCAAAAGAAGUGCCUUUUACCUUGAAGAGAAAAGGCAUAUUGAGGAAAGACACAUAGUCCCGUUCAUUUAAUUAUUCUCCGCCUGCCAGCAUGAGGACGUCACAGCGCAGAGCCACACACCACCCCCGCUGUACACAGAGGGACCGGCUGAACCCUCUCGUCAAAAAGGCCUUGACCUGGAGGUGACGUACAGGUUCAGCCUGCGGCCAGUCAGAGACAACGACAGUGAUGCCAUUGAAAGAUGGACCAAUUGGCAAAGGUGUGAGACGCUGUAUAGGGCGGGUCUCUAAGGGUGAUGACAAUCAGAUGUACGAUGUCAUUACCUCAGUCACUUUAUUAAGGUUCGGCAUAUCAUGCAAGUUUUCAAUGCAAGCAUAGAAAGGCAUAUCUCCUCCUUAGUCGUUGGAACGAGUUGAUCCCUCUGUUGUUGGAACAGAUUGUGAAACGGUUGCUGCAGCCGAGUCAAAGAAGCGAAGAGCACCAUUAGAGUUGUACCAGAUUUAUGCAGGAACAAACUGUCCUACUUAAAGCAUCACUCAACUUGAGAUAUGUACUUUUGAAGCGACAAACGCAUUUGUGAUAAAUGCACUAGCCGGCAGGUUAUUUUAAAUUUUAGAAUAUCCUGAUUAAUAUUUCAUAGUUGAUAUGCUGUAAAUUGUAUUAUACAACAAAAGAAACUUUGUAAAGAGAUAUUCUAUAUUUUGUAAUUACAUAUCAUUUAAAAGAUCAGCAAUAUGGACCCUUGUGACUCCCGUUAUGCUAUAAAAGCAAAUUUGCAUUUUAUUAGGUACAAUAUUCUGACAUUUCUUUGCCUUUUGUUUCUUUGCUAAUAUGCACCCAUUGUUUUGCCUAUGAAACGGCAGUUGAAGAGGUUCCACUUGUGCGACAACACUGCUGCACAAGAUAUGCAAAUGGAUUUGAUUUCUCAGCAGCAUGUGCUACUUCAUCAAACCAACACCAGUUGCAUAAGGUUAAGUCCCCUUUAAAGGAGAGUUUUUCAAAAGCAAGCCUCAAGGAUCCAGUGCCGAAAUUUUAUACAGAUGUGACGAACACAUUUGUUUUACAUCUUUUGUGCAGGGCAUGCACAAGAAUUUAAUGCUGCUUUUUUUAGUUGGUUUUCAGAAUCUAACUUUUCGGUUUCGUCAGCCCCAGCUGAAAUGCCUUCUUGCUGCUGAAAGGAAGAAAAAUGACAGAUGGUGAUAACAGGGAUAAAAUUAAUAUUUCUCAUAGCGUGUGCUGGGAUUUGCCAUGAAUCUUUGUUGAUCAUGGUGUGAUUCCAUAAAAAAGAAAAAAAAAUACCUUUGUACUUAAUCUUCACAGUUAAAUCUUAGUCUUCAUGUAGUGUGCGAGGGCAUCGGAGCCCGUGGUGGCAGGAGGCGACGCAUGCACACAUCCAAAGGUCAGAAACAGCCCAAAAUGCAUUGUACAUGGAAGGACAGAGGGUUUCCUGGUGUCAGGACGCUGGAGAGAGGCUAAGCAAUACAACCCCCUUCCCGCCCCUUUCUCUCUCAGCCUGCCUGGUUCCUGCAUACAGAAUACCUCGUUAGGCGACGGUGACAACAUAUCAUUGUCUCAACCUGUCUGUCUGUCCACAGUGGAGUGUGAAAGAGAUUCCGUAGGGUUGAACUUGGACUUUGUGUUUUUUACUCUAAUCAGAGACCAGGAAGGAGAAACUCACCCUGGAUGCAUGAAAAGGAGCGACUGACGCCCACAAGUUGGAACCCAAACAACAAAACAUCUCUUAUUGGUUAUCACUUAUUGAUCACAAUGUGGCUAAUGGACUAAAAUACCUAAAUGGGCUUUUUCAGGCAUUACCAUGGAGAGUUUGAAUUAUCACCAAGGAUAUUUAGGGUGAACGUGAUCUGUUGUUCAUGAGUGUUUGAUUGGCAGGCGAGUGCAGACUGUGCUCUAACUCAACCGAACACUGUCAUGAAAAUGUAGGUUUUCCACUUUGUGUGCACAUUGAAAGGGCUCUUUGAAUUGUUUGUGAGUAAAAAAAAAAAAAAAGUGCUCUAGUCCUUUUUGUUGACGACCGUCACAUAAAAAGGACCAAUGCACAAAACAGGCACAUUGUACUAUUCGUAGCAAUUACAGUACUGAUGAACUGAAGAUAUGCAUCGUUUUGUAAACACUUUUAAAAGUUGUGUUAAACUAAAGAUGAAAAAGAACUUACUUUUACCUCAUGUCAGGGAUUCCUGAAAAAAAGAGAAUAAAUGAUUUGGUUCAGUCUAUACCAAUGGUAUUUAAAUAUUAGCACAUAGCUGUUUGUCUUUGCACAAGUAACUGUAUAGUGCUUUUGUUUCUCUUUUUUCUAAACAGAUUUGUGUAUUAAGGUGAGAAGAUUUUGUACUUUUUGUGACCGUGUGUAUGGUUUAGUGGAAUCUAUAUUUGUCAUUUACACCACACCUGCUGGGAAUGAAAGAGUAGAAAAAAAGUAUUUUCAAGGUGCACUGUUCCUCUGUUCAUGGGAUGGGGAAAAAAAUAUAAUGGUAAAGAAGAGUUUACAGAGAAACACAUUGAUUUGAACAUUUCUUUUAGUUUUCUUCAUAUUGUUCUGAUUCUAAUUACUAUAACAACUAUUAAUGUUCUGAAAGCUGUAUUUAAAUAGAAGAUAAUGUAAAAUAUGUACAAAAGUAUGGAAAGACCCAUGGUAAUGUUCUCUACUUGAAAGUCUUGAUAUUUGCUCCUUAAUGUUUUUAUUCAGUACAACAUGAUUUCUCUUAGUAGCAAAUGCUUUACUAUAACCUUCUAGGUUUUGUAUAAAUACUUUUUUUAUUUAUUUUGGCCUUGACUUUAUUUGAAUCGAUACUGAUAUUUUAUUUUCUAUUGAUCAUCAUUGAAUAAACUUAUGCUUAAUUA